AUGAGGUUUAUGGCGGAAGGACAGAAACGAAGGCUGGAUGCUUCGGAAUUGUAUAGGUUGAGGAAGAAGGUGAAGAAACUGGAGCAGGUGUGUUCUGAGUAUGCCUCACGCCAGGCGGUUGCUACUCGGGAAGUAGCGUGUCAGACGACUCCGGAAACUCGAGAUGUCAGAUUGGAAACGACGCAGCAAAGAAAAAUCUUGCGAGUUUAUAGGAUCCCGGGAAAACUAGUGGUAAGAAAAGAGGCACUGGAAUUUAGUUCACCAGUGUAA
Molecule: messenger RNA, 270 nt
Organism: Enterobius vermicularis (human pinworm)
Lineage: Eukaryota; Metazoa; Nematoda; Chromadorea; Rhabditida; Oxyuridae
Source: the annotation of a GenBank genome assembly